AUGCUAAUGAUGGCUUCUUUUCGGGUGGAACAACUCCUUUUCAAGAAGGACGAGCACGAGACUGAAUCGGCCGCCUCAUUAUCACCCGGUGAACCGUUAUCGCCUACGUUCGACGGCGGAGCUAACCUCGACAGCAAUACCAACUUCACAUCUUCCCAUCUGCUGCCCCAAGUAUGCCUGACUGGCACCUUGGCUGGAAAAACGAGUAAGUCGUCUGGGUGUUUUUGCUAUGGCUCCAGAACUUUGAAGUUUUUUGUCGUUUUGAGACAAUCUUUUGAUGUUAUUCUGCUUAUUAAACGGGCCUAAAAACUGUGAUGACCGGAAAUAGAAACGUCGUCGCCUAUCUGAGGAUUAAAUGUACGCAAACGAAUUAUUGUCAACGUUUUCCUCCAACCUUUUAUAUCCGAUGGAUCGGUAAGGAAUAGCUUUAACAGUGGUGGUACAUUAUACCGGACAGUGUGAUGACCCGUUUUUUUGCCUGUACCAUGUGUGCUUUUUCCAUUUAUACAAUCUUGUACUUUUGAUCUGUACUUUAAAAUCAAGGGGUUUUAAAACUAAGAAUGCGUUUUGCGAGGUAAGAUGUGGCUAUUCAGCCCUACCUGAUGGACACAAUACUUUUGGGUUAGUGUGUAGGGCUGCGGUUAAGGGUUAGGCUUAAAGGGUUGGGGCUAGGGUUGUUUUUAGGGGGUAAGGUUAGAUGUUGGGGUUAGGUGCUAGGGCAGCUAUUUCUCAGCCAUUCAAAGUACAACCGCGCAUCCCCAAUAGGUUUCCUUUUUCAUACGAUCGCUUGACCUCGUCGCCUGUGCGUUCCCCGGCUCCACCUGCAAGAACCCCCUAGUACAGCCGGUCCCGUGUUACAGCUGACUGGAGUUUGUUUACUUCAGGCGGGGUUACAUAACCACAUCUGGUCCUAUGCUCUUUGAACAGAGCCCUCAGAAGAUGGGCUGUUUCACCCUGUUGCGGCAAAAGAGCAAGUAUGGUAUCUUUGGAUUACGCAGUUGCUGGUGGUUUUCAUCUGUGAAAGUCCGCCUAGGUCUUGGUACGCAGAGUAGGAGAGUCUCGGUUUGCCGGUUUAUGCGUCCCGGUCAGUUCCCUAGACUCUAGCCAGCUGACCUAUCUUGCAGCUGGCUUAUUCUUUUGAUGUCCCAGCAAUUAUCCCUGGCUCCUUCAAACUAGAGUCGUAAUGCGUGGGGUUGUGUGCCAGUCCGUGCUGGUUAACCGUUCUCCCCCUCACUGUUAACUUCUGUUAAAAUAAGGAAUAUUCCAGUUUUGUCAAUCUUUCCUGCGUCAUUGCAAAAGCAGUUAGAGACGGAAGACUGCUAGAAAAGACCGUAUUGAGCCCUCAGCGCUUAAUUAACAGGUAGUACAGUCAGUUGGCGACAACCGUGCCUAGACCUACGGAAAUGUGCGAGUCACCUCGCACUUAUAUCACUGUCAUGGUGCAGCGAAACGCCAGCCUUCUAUUAACUGGCGGGUAACUCGGACUCAGUGGACGUGGGCAUGCAAAAUCCGUCAGCAUAUGACGGAAAGAGUAGUGUAAAAGAAAUAACCAGCACAAGUAUUGUGACUUUACUGCUAUCGCCGAUCGGAAACAUACAUUAGUCUUUCCCUGUCUUGGAAACUUUGUAUGUCCGCUCUGGCGAUAGGGGCUAUGGGCUCUCGGCAAUUUCUUACUGUCUAACUCCACCUAGGCUUCUGAAGCCCGGACCUCAGUGGGAUUAUUUCCCCCCCCCUCAAGUUGCUGGCUGUUGAUACAAUCCAAAAUCGAAACUUGUUUUUGCCUGCACAACGCUUGCUCUUCCUCGACAAAGGCUUAACACGCGAUCAAUGUGAAACCCUUCCCAACAGUGUAAUAAUUGUUUCCUUUUGCUGCACACCACAAAUCCCGCUGUCCAGUAUAUCCGCUGAGAGGAUCGAACUCCAUUCACUUCAACCGUGUCAGACGAUGGAAGCUCCAAAGGUGUUAGAGGUCCUUGCGUGCAGCAAAAACAACCUCACGAAGAGAAACUAUCUCACAGCAGUGCUGUACGCCUAUCUACCUAGAUUCCCAGACGGAAAGGGGUGGCUCCUUUUUACCAUGGAGUACAGGUGUUGCGGUCUGCGGUUGUGGUCGCACGACAGCCUACUAUCAACAAUGUGGAACAGUUAGUGGCAAGGCCAGGGACACUGAAAUGCCAGUUUAGGCCUAUUUUUCAUCAUCACCAGCAUUAUCUCAACUCCCGGUUGCGCGUGCGACGUUCGAACCUGAGUCAGUUGAUUAUCGACCACUGCUCUCACCUCUGGGCUGCAGGUUCGCAUCCUGUCAGUUAACGACAAUAAUAUGUCGAAGGGGACCAUUCCAACAUUUCAGUCCAUGCCAGUACGGCUUAUCGGUUAAGACAGACUAGGAACGGUGAAGGAACGUUGCCUUCUUUGCUGUAGCAGCCGUUACUUCUCCUGAAAGAUGCGAUCCUGCUCACGUAACGAACGACGACUAAUCCCAGGGGCGCGGACGAGUUGGCAGCUAGUUAUAUCAGAAGAAGGUAGAUUUGUUGGUGAAGAUAUAAUACAUGUUCUGCCUGUUCUGUCUGCUCACGGAUGACACCUUAAAUGCCCUGCUUCACCCCAGCCAGAGACAGCGAUGGUGAUACAGCAAAAGGUUGCCCUUGAGGGGUUCACCCCAGCACUCUGUCUACCUGAGUAGGAGUUCUUCUGAGAUUUAAUCCCUGCAUAUCUCAGUUCAAGUUAAUCGCGCAGGCGUUGUGACCAGCCAGUAAUCGACCGAGGUGUUUCGAGGCCCUGUCGGGGAGAAUACUGGACCUGGCGAACCUUGCUGUUCGAGAAUAGAACACUGACUGAGCAGCCAUUGCUGAGAACCUAGUCUGCAAUUGCAGGUCAUGGACAGCACUGGUUCGUCGUGCUGGGGACUCCAUAGCUGGCUAAACCAGUAUUGAUGGCGAUCGGCAUAUGCACAGGCGAAAGAAAUCACUGGGAAAAGAACGACCAUAGGAUUGCAUCGGUUGACUGUACAGAUGUUGAUGAUGGAGACACGAUCGCCGGGACAAGAGCUUUAUUAGCCAGACGUUUCGGCUUCCUGCUCGAACCUAUCAUCAGAGAAAAAAGCAGAUAAGGGCGGUUCAUGCAUAUGCGGCUGCAGUAUUUAUAGGGUGCAGUAGCCAUGCUACCGCAUACCUAUGAAUAUUCACGGCUCCCCCUCCUCCCCUUCCCCCCUUCAUCAGGGAUCGUUGCACGUGGCGUGAUGGCCGACAUUCGCGUCGUUAAUGGCUGCAAUUUCAUCACGUGCGUUGGAUGUUGGUGUGAUGAUUGCUCGACCAUCUGACGCGCUGACCCUGGUGUUGGGAAUAGUGUUCACCUGCGCGCUCCCCGAGUGGCCAAUUAUUCCGCUUGGGCGAAGUCUCAGCACCGAGUAUGGAAUGGGAAGAUCAUUGCACUUGUUAAUAGACUGGGGACCAGUCUAAUUUUCCAUUAUUUUCUCUGGCUGACUCAGAAUCCACAGUCCCAGUUUACGAAUUAGCAUAAAGACAAUAAUUACUGGUCAACCCCACUACAUAUUCCUCCUAUGCGUCAUCCUCAAAGCUGGGCUUUUUUUCAUAUACUCCUGUCAGAGUACGGACUAUGGAUGAGGGUUAGCUACACAGUGUACUUUCCUACUUUCUCAACAGACUUCAGCAAGAUUUUUGACGUUUUAAUUCUCGCCUAUUGGAAACAGCACAGCAAAGACGCCCUCAUCUGUUGUUUCUCGGUGACAUUAGAGCUGAUAAUAAGUGCAUAUAAACCAGUCCCGUUCGAGAUUUCAUAUAUUUUUGAAGUUUAUCGGAAGACGACCAUGUAUGAAUGGAGGUAAAAAUUUCGUCUCAUGAACUGAAUCGUGUGGUUAAUACACUUAUACUGGCUUUACGGGACGAUCAGUCUGAGAAGACCAGCCUCCAUAACAUCUCAGCAGCCGAGAUAUAACCGAUGGCCAGCUGAAGAUCAAAUUUCGUUAUGAUACGAGUAACAGAGGUUAUUUUUGGUGCUGAGCAAAAGAAGAAUUUUUAAGUCAACUGAGAAAGUUAAACCACUGGUUCAUAUUAUUCGCGAAGAAUUACUAGUCAGAAGGGCACUUUGAACGAAUAUUGCAGCUCCGAAUUGGAUUAGAUAUCGGAUAACUUAAGCAGGCGUGUUCAACCGAACACCCGUUUUACACAGUUUUGCUUAGAUUCAGAGGUGCACUUCACUCACAUCUGUUCUUGUUAUCUUAGCUUGUAACUGCAUCAAGGUAAAACUCACUGCUUUUGUUCAGAUGUUCCCCUUAUCCAAAUGUCUCCCAUCCUCUCUUCUGGAUUGUGGAGGCGGGUUACCCGACAGUCUAGCUGUUGGCUAUCAGGCGCGUCCACGGGUGGCGGACGGGGGGGGGGACAGCAAGGUUAACUACAAAAUAAGCAUUCUCUUGGACCUGGCGAGUAAGCAGUCGCGGACCGGCAACCACAACGCUACCAAGUCGCGUAGGGCUGAGGUCCGGAACGCCGACUGCCUUAUGAAAUGCCAAAGACCCCGAUGACAGCACUGUGACAUGGCGAUCGUGAAUGGCUGCUGGAAAAGUUUGCUUGCCACCGUUGCCUUGUGGGUUGGUGCUUGUGCCAAAGAGCUAGAGGAUACAACCCGGUCGGAUGUGGUUUGGUAGCCCCACCUGAUUUAAACAAAUCCCAGUCACUUCUAAUGCAGGGGCUUUUUACAGGUAGGGCCGGGGAACGCACAGGCGAUGAUGUCAAGUAGUUGUAUGCAAGAGAAAAGCUAUUGGGAAUGCGCGGUUGUACUUUUAAUGGUUGAGAAAUAAUUGCGCUAACCCCUAACUCUAACCUUAACCCCUAACCAUAGCCCCUAACCCUUAACCCCAACCUCAACAAUAUUGUGUUCAUCAGGUGGGGCUACCAAACCACAUCUUACCUACAACCCCAAGCUAGCAGCCCGAGCGGGUAUUGGGGACCCGCCUGUAUUCAACAUUCCCAAGAAACCUCAGGAAUAUGUCCGAAUACUGCUAUGCAAUGCUGCUUGCAGGAUUUUCUCAAUCCUUAGAAAGUGCCUAUGAAUCUGACGCAACAUCUCUAUCGUCACGAAGCUUCGCGUGUACCGUGCUUCUGUCCGGUCAGUCCCCCUCUACGGUUGUGGAUGUUGGGCUUUGCGCACGGAAGAUGAGCGAAGACCACCGCCGCCGCCGCCGCCUCCUGACGACUGUCCUUUGAGUGGAGAUCGCCGACUUCGUCUCAAAUGACGCGUUCCGAACUGACUGCGACAAUAUCACGAGGGUUCUUAAGCCAUCCAGGAAGGACGACUGAGGUGAUUGCACACGUCCUCCGACGUCCACCUCAGGAACUUAGUUAUACUGCUCUCGAUCAGGAGCCGUUGUCCACCUGCAGACGUCAAAGAGGUGGUCAGCACGAGACCGGGCAAGACACGUCCUGUCAAGACAUGAAAUUGGUUUUCGGAUCUCUAGUAUUCGGUCUUUGUAGCUGGAAAAUAAAAUGGGUGAAGAUGCUGCAAAUCGUCCGCGUGGAGAGGUGAAAUUCGUGAAAUCAUUGAGGUCGGCUUGAUCACGCAUGAUCGCAGUAACAUCCAGUACAAGGACUGGCCCAUGUAUAAGAUCUUACACCGACUGUUAAUAUAAAGAAGUUGAUUUUCUGAUUCGAAUUACACUUGAGUUCAUAUUGAAAGAUUCACACGGCACUCGCCCUAAUAAUGACCCUCUCCCCACAUCAGUGCACUUUCUCAUGCGUUUUGACAGAAUGAAGCAAAGUCAUAGGCGGCCCAUUGGGGGUUUUGAACAUACUCAUUAAGUCUAGAUUUCAAGUAUAGCAUAAGAUUGAUUUUCAGUGAAGCUACUUACGUGCUUUUUGCGCAUUUUAUACUAUUACCCUUGUUUCGUUGAAUUUUUGUUGAAGUUUCUGCGAGUUAAGUCGCCGUCAGAGACGACCAUUCAACUACCCACCUUGGUCACCCAUAGGACCUUGUGUAUUCCGUGUAAUUUUUCAGUGCUUCUAAACUAGACCUACUGUCUCUUUUCAAGUUUGCAUUUCAUCUGGCGGAGGGCGAAAUAAUUAGCGACCCUUCUUAGCGGUCGUCAGUCAGUCAUCCGGGACCUGGGAUCAGAAUCCCACUCGGCCUUGCUUAUACCGACUGAUCCAACAUUUCACGCUUACGAAACUGCAAGUAGAUCACCUCUUUUCUAGGGCCUAUGGGCCGCAUAUCCUACACCCAGCAGGCGAAUUUAUCACGGAACAUAGGGAACAACUUAAAUCAAUUCAGACAUCAGGUCUGUCCAGCGCACGAUUGGGAAUGAGGUCAUAAAUAGUCAUACCAGUCAGCCUUGGUCUAGAUCGCAGUUGGUAGCCAGGAACGGGGAAAGCGGACGGCGACCUUAACCCUAAUCCUAACCUUAACCCUAACACUAACCUUAAACUUAAACUUUAACCGUUAACCCUAACGGCAACCUUAACCCUAGGCCUAAUCCUAACCGAAAUCGUAAACGUAACCGUAGCCCUUAGACAUAGCCCCAACUGUAAAACCUGACCGUAAUACUGAAGCCUAAUCGUAAACUCCAACCCUAACCGUAACCAGAAAACCUAAGCCUAAAGGACAUGCUCCUAACCCGAAAAUCGGAAACUAUUAACCGGUAUCCUAAUCCUAACCUCAAACGUAAAACGAAGCCAAAUGGGUCAGAUGCGAUUAUCUAGCCCCACAAAAUGCCCCAGUAAACAAACCCCAGCCAUCUGUCAUACGGGGUCUGGCUACCAACUGAGAUCUAGUCCAGCCUUGUUUUUAUAAGUAACGAUUCACCAUGACAAACUGCCAUCGCGUGACCACCUGGGAAUGCUCUAGGACAGAGCCCCAAAGUAGAGCGUCGGACUACUUAAACCUCAAAGAAAACAGAACCCGUGCUCGAAUCCCAGAUGCCGAAGACCUGGAGUUGACUGUGGCUGUCUGACGACGGCUAACGAGGCGGAAAGGGCCACCCCAGUCUGCCUUUUCUAAGUCCGUAUUUCUUUGCUGCAUACGCCACUAGUCACCACGCGACUGCCUUCGAUGGCUCAACAUUGAGCCCACCGGGGUGCAGUGAAAGCAGCGUGUCCCGUAACCCGCUCGCCAAACAUCCUAAUAGUUCCAGUCGCAACCGACAGGACAACAGGCCCGCAACCCAGUGGUACAACACUGAACUACCUAAUGCUCAAUAACCAAAGAAUUCAAGUGCGAAUCCCAGGUCUCGCAAACCUGGGGUUGAGUAUGGCUGGCUAACGACGAGUAAUAAGCCAUAAUUGGCUAUCCCAGUCUCCCUACUCUUUGUCGGUGCUGUUUCCUGCACAUAAUCCUGGCGGCUAUUCGACCGCCCGUAAGGUGCCAAGGAACCCUAAGGCGCAACCGGACGGACAAGUCUCAUAACCUGAUCAGUGAGCGCGCUUCCUAAGAUUAUACAUAUAUGCUAUUUAUAACAGAUAUUACUAGUGUCUACUUCAUCAGUUAGUCUCAGUUGCCUUAGAGGCACGAUACCUCCCCAGAGUCUCCAACUACAGGCCAUGAGUACUACUUCAGGGAACCAGUUCCGAGUGCUAACAGCCGGUUGUGCAAAAAUGGGCUGUCGAACAUGCGCUGUUUGAACAGUUUUUCGGAGUGCCUAUGAAAACUAGGAAUCAGUGAAUUUCAAUUCUGAUAAAACAAUUAUCCAGGCAUAUUCACCGUUUCCCAUAAAAAGCUCGGUCCUGACGAUAUCAUGACAAAUGGCAAGUUGCUUUAGCGGAAGUCAACGAGUGCAGACCGCGCUCCAAAACCGCAGAGAGACCCGAUUGACUUUAUAGAUUCAAAUGCAUUUCAUAGAAAUGAUGUAAAGAAAUAUUCUUUAUUGUGUUCAAAUGACAGAAAAUCACGUCUUCUUUCCAUUUUACAUUCGAAAAAAUGUUUUCGCCCGGUUUUAAAAUGUCAACAAUUGCGAGUGAUUUAAGGCCGUGAAAUUUUCAUUUCAUACAUCUUUUCUGUACGUCUAUAGCGAUUGCAAAAUUUUAUGAGCUCUAUAUGAUAUCUUCGGAAUAGCACUGGGAAAUAUAUGAUAUUACUUACAGGUAUACAGUUUGUGGAUUGCAAAAUUCAGACGCAAAUUCAACAACGGGCAGAGCUCAGAUUUAUUGGGGAAUUGAAGCACUCUUUUAAAGUCUAAAUUUAUCGUUUUUCGUGCAUAAAAUUUGAAGUGUGAUUUUCUACCGAAGGAGCGCAAAAAAAGAAUACUUUUGUGGAUCUUUGUAAGAUAUUUUUGAAUAUAUAAGGACGAUGAAAAUCAAUAGAGAAAAUGUAUACUAGUUGAGUAGUCAUUUUUAUGGAGUGCGGUUCCUGUAGGCGAUCAAAAAGAUGUGCAAACCAUAGCCGACAUGCCGGCCUGUCUGGCAUAUUAUUGGAUCAUGCAGCGCAAUGGUCAUUUUUACAAUCAUAUUUAAGUUGUCUUCUCUGACCGAAACCACAUUUCAGAACUUCUGCCGGCUUUUUGUGAAAUCGGCAGCUGACAGCACAAGCAAUAUACAGAUACACUGGAAAGAUGUUUCUUCGAUAUCCGUGAAGGCAGAACAAAAUAACUCCUGUAUAAGGCUAACAAUGGGUGCGUAAUGCGGCUAGCAGAAAUCAGGCUUCUAUUCUGCACGGCAUCUGUACAAACUUGAGCAUCCGUAUAUUCGCUCGGAACUUAAACCUUCUAUAGAAGUCAAUUUGACGAUCAUAAGUCUGCUUUCAGUAAAUUCUAUUGCGGCCUGUACGUUUAUGUGGCUACUGAAAUAAUGAAUCAAAAGAUACGAGCACUAUUUCAUUAUUUUAAUGGCCAUAUAGAUGCACAGGCCUGAAGAGAAUCUAUCAAAAGCAGACGUAUGCUCGCCAAAUUGUCUUUUGAAUUUUUCAAUGGUAAUUUUCACAACCCUUCUAUGGAACUUUGUUUACAGUGUUCAAAAAAUAUCCCGUUUGACGCUAAGUCACUCAUGACCUCUAAACGGUUGACUGAAUUUUCCCAAAAUAACAGGGAAUGAAUGACCCGCGAAGGGACGGAAAUUACUGUGACCAACAGAACACAAUUACAUGCAUGAUUAAGUGGAAGGCUGGUUGAAUGAGCGUAACACCGUUCAAAAUUUAGAAGGCUCACUGCAAGAGCAUGUUUUGGGGACCUCAGUAGAUACCUGGAAGCACGAAGCACUCGCAUAAACUUACAUAAGCACAUGCAAUGAAACAUUCCGGUGAUUCAUCAGCAUAAGCAGCAAGGGGCUGCGUCAAGUCGUUUCCAUCGCAGUAUGCGCAGCGUAUUAGCCAACGAUACGCGCAAACAGGCGGCCUCGUACACCUGUGCUGCCUUGUUGCUGGACAGCGACGCAGUGCACAUUAAUGGACCGGCUGGUAUGGCUCCGACGCAACAGAAUGCAGUAAAAUGAACUGCGUUCUGACGGGCAGUGGCUAAAAGCGGCCUCUGGGAGCAACGCACUUAUCGCUGCUCUCCACUUGACAGGUACAUGCCACGGGGACAUUUUCAGACACCCAUCUCUCUACAUCGGGGUCUACAAAAGGACUGCAAUUACACUUCACUGCCCAUUCCGAGCUUCGUUUGCAUCUACUGUUUGUGAAAACAAAAAUUUCUUGUCCCUAGAGACGUUUUGUUCUUGACUUGGAGCAUUUUUUAUCUAAAGGCGAAUACUUCUAAGAUUGUCUGUAUGCUCAAAAGCCCUUAGUUGCAAAGAAACUGACGACUUUUGCAAAAACGACAACAAAAAGUUGAACCCUAGUCCUCUUUUCAAGUCUGCUGGCACUUUUUCAGGCAAGACACGGAAUACAGGCGGUCUUGCGAUAAUUCCAGGAAAGGUACCUAUCCCCGUGUCUUUACCACAUCCUUAACCAUAAUCUGUUUGGCAUCUAACGCAAGGCCACCUGUAUUCGGUGGGAGGGGGGGGGGGAGUGGGAGUUCUAUUACCGUGUCCUACCUUUUCCCGUUAGAUUGGUUAAAAGUUGUCCAUCAGAUCAGCAAGUAUAGGCAAGUCUCAGUAAAUACCCGACGGACUCAUUUUUGAAGUAUUCUUCUUCUUGUCCAGGCGAUGAGUCUGAAGGUCGAAACGAACAUCCGGACAAAGAGAUGGACAAUUCGGCGUCGCAGGUUACAGGGGCGGCCGCGGUGUUCACAGUGCCGGAAGCGCUGGAAAGUGCUGAGACAAUGGAUUCUGUGACUGGAGAUGGAUACUCGAGCGCUUGUACUGCCUCUGACGUGCACAAAUUUCAGAGGCUACAAGCACCUGCCGAUUUCAGCGUUGACGCCGAAAACCCUCAACCCUGCAGUCGUGGCGCAGCUAGCAGUACCUUUAAGCACCGACGAGCACGAACCGCCUUCACCUACGGACAGCUAAUGGCGCUGGAAAACAAGUUCAAAACAACCCGCUACCUGUCCGUGUGCGAACGAAUGAAUAUGGCGAUUUCACUGAAUCUGACAGAAACUCAGGUACUUUGGCCUGCCGUGGAGGCAGCUUGUAUUUUACCAAUGACACAAUUUACUGACGAUUUUUUUGCAGCAGCUAGCUAUUUACCUUCAUCAGGGUGGAAGGACAAAUACAACAUAACUACCUACCUGCAGUCAGAAGGAACUUCAUGCCUUAUAGACUAUAUUGGAGCAAAAAUUUGUCGGACAGUUAACUAAGCGUUUAUUAUCAAACUGAACGCAAUUAGAGGAGAAUAUCUUCAUGGUCGCAUCCAAAAGAGCAUUUGAGUAAGCCCUAAAGGAUAUGAUGACCUAGGCAGUAACCUUUUUGCGCCAUAAUUUGCUGCUUCAAAUGUGAGGAAAACCGGUUCCGGUAAUUGAUAAAUUAUUGUGUAUUUCAGGUAAAAAUUUGGUUUCAGAACAGACGGACAAAGUGGAAAAAAGAAAAUCCCUCCGAAAGCCAUCAUCUCUGCUCUUCAGGUAGACAGACAGAUUCAAUCAGGACAAUCAACCACCAGCCUAACCCAUGUGGCAGUAUUUGUAAACUCGUAGAAAACGACUCCGUCGAUAGUACGACUGAGAGCAGUGAUGGUUCGUCGCAGACAUGCAACGAAAACAGCAGGCCGGUUGAACUCUCGACACCCGGCGCUAACUUUCUGACCUCCCCUGGAGCUAAUCUCUGGCUCGCCUAUCUGUACGGCCAGUUGCAGUCGACGCAACCAGACGCAGACCUCUCCACGAACGUUUCAUUCUUCGGCAGCCAUCUUAACCGUUUGGCAAGUAUGGAUGCGCAAACAGGCCAGCACGGCGUGAACAAUGUCUGCUAG
Molecule: messenger RNA, 11283 nt
Organism: Spirometra erinaceieuropaei
Lineage: Eukaryota; Metazoa; Platyhelminthes; Cestoda; Diphyllobothriidea; Diphyllobothriidae
Source: the annotation of a GenBank genome assembly